AUGUUCGCUCGUGCAAGCCGUAUUGCUAAUGCCACUACUCGCUCUACUGCCUUUGCUCGCCCAUCUUUGCAGAUGCAGCAGUUUCGUAGCAACUGGAACUUUUCGUCUGCUUUGCCCAACCUCAAGGGUAUCAAUGGCCAAACCACUCUAGGUGAAGUCUGGGAUCGUGCUUAUGUCAAGUACCAAUACAAACUCAUGUAUCCUGUAUCUGCCUGGAUCUUGUUCCUGUGGUACAAUCUCUGGAACCCAUAUGCUCCUACAUCAGAAAAGGCUGAGAAAAAGGCUCGCUUGGAUCACCUUAAAAGCCUCGAGUUCCAUCAGUCCCCUUGA
Messenger RNA from Batrachochytrium dendrobatidis JAM81, 330 nucleotides. RefSeq lists its product as uncharacterized. NCBI's taxonomy places the organism in Eukaryota, Fungi, Chytridiomycota, Chytridiomycetes, Rhizophydiales. The record is from RefSeq and is a predicted model, not a curated record. The coding region runs from base 1 to 330 and encodes 109 amino acids. The transcript is spliced from 2 exons.